Messenger RNA from Vigna umbellata (rice bean), 1795 nucleotides. Its product is annotated as F-box/LRR protein. Gene Ontology annotation, biological process: positive regulation of proteasomal ubiquitin-dependent protein catabolic process; protein polyubiquitination. Lineage: Eukaryota; Viridiplantae; Streptophyta; Magnoliopsida; Fabales; Fabaceae. Gene Ontology annotation, molecular function: protein binding. The record is from RefSeq and is a predicted model, not a curated record.
AAUGUUUCGCCAUUUUCUUCUCGGUACUUUCUGCGAUGUUUACGUAGAUGGUGUUGAACAGCCAUGGAGAAGCCAUCGUCGUCGCUAAAAUCGAGCACGAAGGUGAAAGCUUCGAGCGAUGCGAACACCAGCUUGAGUAUGCUGAAUGAGGAUAUUCUUCAGAACAUUCUAGCGAGGCUUCCUGCUGUACCAUUCGCUUCCGCAGCGUGCGUCAGCAAAGCAUGGAACUCUCUCUGCAAUCGCAUCCUCUCUCGUCCCAAACUCUCUUCUGCGCUCUCUCUCAACCCUUCGCUCCCCGAUGCUGUCAACGAGGUUGUGCAAAGGGUUCUGUCGGAGCCAAUUCGACCACAUUUUGCUAUUGCCAAUACUGGAACUGGAUUCUGCACUUCCAAGACUCUGCGGCUUAUUAGACAGUCAUUGGGAUCUAAUAUUCCCGUUAUUGUUACCGUGGCAAAUGGUAUUAUUGGAAGGGAUGCUGUUACUGAUGAGUUUAAAGAGGUCAAAUGGGGUGCCCUUUUUAGUGGCUUUGGUGAGGAAACAUAUGCAACGUCUAUAAACGAAGGCUUAGUUUUGACUGUUGGCUACUUGCCGGGAUUGAAAGUCGAAGCUGUGCCGUUGCGGCGGCCACAAAAGUCAUCUCAAGCACCUUGGGUCGACAAUUUUAUUAAGGAUAUUAAGGAAUAUUCAGCCAUUGCCUCCGGUCGCCAGUUCCCUGUUGGGAUUAUAUUGUUUGGAGAAGCAAGCAGUGACAUGAAAUUGGUUCUGGAGAAAUUGGAUUAUGCUAUGCCAUUGGACACUAUCGUUGUGGGUGAUGAGAGAGGCUCCUUUGAGUUUGUACACAAAAGUGGGAAUGAUUCUAGAAUCAUUUGUAGUAAAAGAGGAAACGUAGAAGCUGUUGCUCUGGUAUUUGCUCAGGACAGAGAUAGGUCUUUGGGAACUAUUAGGUUUCAUGUUGCAUUGUCAGAUGGUGUUUCAACUGUGGGUCCCAGAUACAAGGCAGCCUCAGUUAGAGCAAACUCCACUGAUUGUGCAACAUGGCUAACUGCUAGGAGGGAAGGGCAACAAGAACUUCUUGAUGGUCAGAGUAUUCUACUUGAUAUCAAUAAUUUGCUGGAGAAUCAUAUUGAAUCUCCUGAUUUGUACAUCGGGGUAAUUAAACAUAGGAAAUUCUCCACGGGAGCAGAGAAGCUAAUGCCAAGAACCUGUGUUGCAUAUCAUGGAAUUGUGGGAGGUGAUGAAGAGUAUCUGUAUGUGGACGGCAUCGGCAUAAAAACAGGAGAUUUCUUUCAAUUCUACUUUUCAGAUCCCAACACUGCCUUAGCUUCAUUAACCAAGGUCCAUGAAGCCCUCAAGAAUAUUACAUUGGAAAGAAAUUCCAAGAGUUGCAAGGGUGAUGAAGACAAUGCUGCCAAUGUUUUUGGAGGUUUAAUUUUUGCUUGUUACGGCCGGGGAGAAUCCUUCUUUGGACGUCCCAAUGUUGAUAGCUCCCCUUUCUUGGAGAAUUUUCCAGGAGUGCCCUUUUCUGGAAUAUUUUGUGGUGGAGAAAUGGUGCGCCCCUGUACCACUGUGAUUGGUCAAUGUGAAGGAGCAAGCCCCUCUAGUUGUUGUCUGCAUGUCUACAGCACUGUCUACUUGGCAAUGUCUUAUACUCCUCCCUCUGUGGAAGAUUAGACGUUCAUAAUUUCCUUCAAUAGUGUAAAUUUCUUAGUUUAGUAGGAUGCCAUUUUACCCUCUGCCUAGUAGUUAAUGGUUAUGGAAUUUGUGUUUUUUUUUCUUUUUCUAUACACUGUUCUUU